CGCGCCGCAGGUGUAUUCAGUGUCCAGCCUCACUCGUGUUCGACAAAAAAAGCAGCUUCAAAGCUUGUUUUAGCAUCCACACUUCGUUUAUAAUUAAGUUUUCUCACAGUACUGACAAACCGAAGCAGCGGCUCAAACAUUGAUUUGAAUCUGUUUUCCGACUUCGUUUCUCCGCCUCUCUGAGCUCCGCCCAGAGGCUCAUGACCGAUGACGACACACGACGCAGCCAAUGGCAACACACGCAAGUCAAUAACGGCAGAAAAAACGCCCAUUGGCUAGCUGAUUCUGUUCCGCCUAGCAACCGCCUCUGAUCUUAUAAUACAUCCACGGGGAGGGUGGGAUAUCUUAAGGUUUUGAUCACGGAUGUAUUAUUAGAGCUGGAUACGGUGCCAUUUUCCCCAUGUGCCAUCAUCUCACUGCUGUUGGUUCGUUGCUGUGAGAAGUACAAUUGGAAACAGUGAAGAAUAUUGUCAGUUAUAUCUCAGAGCUGGAAUAUUGGACAGCUAAUUAAUAACUUCCAUAUUGUUGAGCGUUACCAACAUGCAAGACCAGUAAAAGCUUGUACAUUAAAUCACAGACGUGUGUUUUUCUCUCUCUCAAACAGCACCUCACAACAGUUGUUGUCUGCAGACGGCAAAACACUGGUUAACCUGUGGGUCAUCCCUCACUUUUCUGAAGUGCUUCACAUGUUCAAAAUGCUUGAAGUUUCGACCUGUGCCACAGCUCUCCAUCACACUCUGCAGAUAGUUUCAGCUCUUCAUGACAUUAUUUAUUACCUGGUGAGUUUCUCCAGACUUGGAAACACUGAAAACUCCUGUAGCUGGAGGAGAGACCGGGAGGCACCAGCCUCACAUCUUGUAGCUGACUGGGGAGGCACUGAAGGCAUCGGAGCAGAGCUGCUGGAGAUCCAGCGACAGGUCGACUGUCUGUCUGAUCCCAGCAGCCCAGAGUCUGUCGGGCGUCUGCUGCAGCUACGAAGGCAGGUCCUCCUCCUGCAGUUUGAUACUGCUGUCAGACACCUCAUCAGGGAGGCGUUCCUCUCCUCUGGUGAUGUGGCUUCUUACCAGAGUGUGAGUGACAACAUGACGACUGCUCUCCCUCUGCUGAGCGACAGUAUUCAGACGGACAUGUUCGCUCUCACGUUGCCUGUUCCUCGACCUCUAGACACUCGAGGCAGUCAGGCACAGAUGAUGUAUUCAUGGAGAAGUUUCACAGCCUGUUAUGGAUUGUUUCCUCUGCAUAUUUGGGACAUACCAUCCAUCGAAUACAGCCUACAAACAAGGUGUCUCACAGAUAAUAGUUGUGUUUCUCUGCAGCUGUGUCUGAGUGGUCUGAGUACCUGUAGCAGACUUCAGGCCAAUGCAGCGCUCCUUGGUGUGUCGCUGCUCAUGGAGGACGUCCUGAACGGUGGACGAGACGUUGAGCCUGUUCGUCUCCACAGUAACAAAGAUGACCUUCUCCACAGUGGAAAACCUAAUGAGGGGGAUAACAGCUCCUCAGAAGCUGAAGCAGAGGAGAAGAAGACGACCACUCCUCCUCCUCAGGAUCCGGUUCGAGUCCAGUCAACGCUGAAAGGUUAUCUUCUGCUGACGAAGCAGCUCCAGGUCUUCAAGGAGAGCUGGGCUCGAAGACGUUUGGGCAUUGAGAUUUUCAGUUCGACCAGACUGUAUCAGCAGUUUGUGAAGCUCUACAGAGCUGAAAUCUUUUACCCCAGUAUGAAAGCUCUGGCUCAACAAAUGGGUAAAGAGCGUGACUACGAGGUUUUAAUUUCUGGCAGCCAGGCUCUCCUGCCCCCUCCUGGAGCCUCAGAGGUUGAUGUGAAAGCCUGGCAGCUUCACAGGCUGCUGGAGAGCACCGAGUGUGACAUGAUCAAGGCAGUGCAGAGGAGGAUCAAUGGAGAGCUGACCCUGGUGGUUUCAGAGCGAACACGGCAGGAUACAUGCCUCCCAACAGAGCUGUGGAAAAAAGCCCCACUGAAGUACAGUUUGUCUCCUGAGCGGCCGCAGAUUGUGGAGACGUUCAUCCAGCAGCUGAUGGAGGGAGCUGAGCAGGUGGAGGGACAGCUGAAGGUCUCUCAGGAUCAUCUCCAGCAGUGUCUCACUCACCUCGGUUCAUCUCUGAUGGAGCGAGAGCGUCGUAGCUUCCUGCUUUACUCACACUUUUAUGAACGAAUCCUGCAGCAGGAGACUCAGCUUCUGUACCAGAGAGAACAGGAUUUAAAGGAUCUAAAGGACUCUCAGACAAGCAGCCCUCACAAAGAGGUGUCAGCUCUGUGUCGUGGGAUGAUGUUGGAGAUCUCAGCUCUGCAGGCUCGAGUCGCUCAACUUGAAGAAGAGAAUCGUUCUUUAGAGAAACAGCUCAGUCUCAAAUUUAAAGAGCGUUAUGACCCUUUGGUCCGACAACUCUUCUCCACCUGUAUCCAGCUAAAGGCCAGACUUGAUGAGUAUCACCGGCAGAUGGAGCAGGAUGUGAGUGUGAUGGUGAACAGGGUAAGAGAGGAGGGAGUGGACAGAAUCAUAAAGCUCAAAAAGAAGUAUGGCUGCACCAAAGACAACGAUGGACUCACUCUCACACAGUUAAAGAAGGAAGAAGUCCAUGAGUUGAAGCUGGAGAACAGCCGGCUGACUGCUCUGCUCUGUAAACUGAAGGCUCUGAGUCGAUGGAGGCAGGUGGUCGACCAGGAGAAACUUCACAGACGGCUGCUUCAGACUCAGCAGAGGGAGAUUACCAGUCGCACCGAGGCCCUCAGACUGAAGAUGGUAGCAGAGGAGGAGGUGGUUUUCCUGCAGGAGGAGCUGGACGCCGUGCGGCAGGUGUUGACCCGCUGCCAGGCCGAGAGCAGCCGCACCAAGAAGCUGCUCAGCAGGAAGACAGAGGAGCUCCAGGUGGCCCGGCAUCAGUCUGCACAGGAGGCCCGCAGCAGGCAGGAGCUGGACAGUUACCGAGUGCAGAGCCUGGAACAAAUGAGAGCUGACGUGGAGGAGAGAGGCCGACAGCUCAGAGCGCUCAGCGAGCAGCUGGACAGAGGUGGCAGGAUGAACCAGUUACAGAGACAGCGCAGCGCCAGAGAGAUCCGACAGGUGAAGGGCCAGCUCCAUCAGGAGCGCUGCCUCAAACAAGAAGCCUUUCAGCAGGUGGAUAAACUAAAAAACCAGGUGAACAACAUGGAGGCAGCUUUCUCCAGGUGCACCUCGACAUCAGGGCAAAGCAGGACUUGUUACACGCUGUCAGUCAGCAGAUUGAGCACCACAAGUCCCUCAGCAGGUCUACGCAGGGCCAGUCAGCAGCAGUCCACCCUGCAGCUUGGCAGCCUCACAAACUACACCGCACUUCAGGACUUUGCUGCAGAGCCAAGACACCAGAGAGCAGAAACAGCCAGGAGUCGCUCAAACACAAGAACAGACAGACCCAGAGCGGAUUCGUCUCAUGUGCGUGUCCUGACUGCAGAGACAUUCUUACCAGAGCUGCACUAAGUUAUCCCUGGGUGUUUUGUAGAGCAACACCAAGUUGUUUAACAAGUUCAG
Messenger RNA from Lates calcarifer (barramundi perch), 3524 nucleotides. Its product is annotated as coiled-coil domain-containing protein 162. The coding region runs from base 687 to 3473 and encodes 928 amino acids. NCBI's taxonomy places the organism in Eukaryota, Metazoa, Chordata, Actinopteri, Centropomidae. The transcript is spliced from 21 exons. The record is from RefSeq and is a predicted model, not a curated record.